CGUAGAUUAAUUUGUCGCAGGAUUAGGGCAGAUGUGAACCGCGUGAGCGAGUGGUUGCCAGCAAGCAAGAAGUCAAGGAUUAUCUCGAGGAUGCGUGGGUACGCGGCAUUGCUUGGAAUAGCAGUCCUCGUCGGUCCGACGAUGGGACAAUUCGACUCGCCGCCGCACAUCAUCGUCUUUAUGGCUGACGACUUGGGAUGGAACGAUGUGGGCUUCCAUGGCUCGACUCAAAUUCCUACACCGAACAUCGAUGCUUUGGCUUAUAAUGGAAUCAUUUUGAACAGGCAUUAUGUUCAACCAUCGUGCACGCCAACGAGGACGGCUUUCCUAUCAGGAAAAUAUCCCAUUAGAAUGGGAAUGCAAGGAGCUGGUAUACUGGGUGGAGAGCCUCGGGGACUUCCGUUGAAUGUGCGUAUUUUACCGGAGUACUUGCAGGGUCUGGGAUAUGACACAAAACUUGUGGGGAAAUGGCAUGUCGGAUACCACACCCCCCAGCAUACGCCCAAUCAUCGAGGCUUCGACUUUUUCCUUGGGUUUUACAAUAGCUACAUUGGAUAUUACGACUACCGGUACACUCAAGGGCAGAACAUGUCGGGCUUCGAUAUGCACUCGAACGACAGUCCGGCAUAUGGAAGUGAGGGUCAAUAUGCGACGGACUUAUUUACCUCGAGUGCCGUUGACUUAAUCAGCAAACACGAUCCUUUGAGACCGCUCUACCUCCAGGUCUCCCAUUUGGCACCACACGCGCCCUUGGAUGUGCCUUACGAGAAUGAUUACGACGACGAAUUUAGGCACAUUUCUGAUCCCAAUCGUCGAGCCUACGCAAAAAUGGUAGCGAGAUUAGAUGAAUCAUUGGGUCGGAUCGUCUCAUCUUUAGGUGAUAGAGGCAUGUUAAAAAAUUCUGUGAUUGUAUUUUUGUCUGAUAAUGGAGGAGCACCAAUCGGCAAAUUUCGAAAUUGGGGAUCUAAUUGGCCUCUCAGAGGAACGAAGUAUACACUAUUCGAAGGUGGAGUACGAGGGGCGGCAGCAAUCUGGUCGCCGAAGUUGCUAAGCAAGGGUCGAGUCUCGGAACAACUUUUCCACGUGGUGGACUGGCUACCGACGUUAUACUCAGCUGCGGGUGGCGACUUACGGGAUCUGGGGCCCAUCGACGGCGUUAACCAAUGGGAUGUCCUUAGUAUUGGUACUGGGAAUGUUCGUGAUAGGUUGCUCUUGAAUAUUGACGAGGCUACGAAAACCGAAGCCGCCAUUUACCAACGUUUCAAACUUGUUCGAGGAUCGUUGUUCAGGGGCUACUAUGACAAUGUGGAGGGUGAAACGGGUCGAGGCCGCAACGCCCCACUUUACAACACGACGAAGAUACUAAAGAGCGCUGUCUCGGACGCAAUUCGUGAACACCUUGGUGUUCCUGUGACGCAAGAGAGCGCCAUGUGGCAACUUCAGAGCCAGGCGACGGUCCAGUGUCGACCAAAUAUGACGAACCUUCACUACACCAAUCGCUACAACUUCGCCUCGUGCAAUGAGACCGAGUGCCUCUUUGAUCUCAGUAUCGAUCCCUGCGAAACCAAUAAUAUCGCCAAGAAUUUUCCCAGGUGGGUGUCUGAGCUGAAUUUGUAUCUGGAAAAGUAUGGUAACGUAUUGGUGCGCCAACUCCAACUCCCAGUUGACUACAUGGCGGAUCCACGACGCUGGAACUACACGUGGCAGCCUUGGCUGAGCAUCUACGACAGUGUAUACUCAUACCCGAAUGCAGCCUCGACCCUCGCGACCUUCGCCGUCUGCGCUCACAUAGGUCUCGUACUUCUCAUUGCUGGCCUCCGCGUCUUCAUCUGACUUGAAGAUCAUCCCCGCUAUUGCUGGACCAGGAUAGUUCCGAUAGCCGUCGCACAGGCCACGUCGUCGCCUUAACGAUCUAUUGUAUGAACGACGAAAGAUGUGUCACUUUCACUCCGUACAUUGAAUAUAAAGUAAUUAUAUAUAGCAUCGAGAGACAAUAAAAAAAUGACAUA
Ceratosolen solmsi marchali is the source of this 2009-nucleotide messenger RNA. Its product is annotated as arylsulfatase B. NCBI's taxonomy places the organism in Eukaryota, Metazoa, Arthropoda, Insecta, Hymenoptera, Agaonidae. The transcript is spliced from 8 exons. The record is from RefSeq and is a predicted model, not a curated record. Bases 91 to 1833 code for a protein of 580 amino acids. Gene Ontology annotation, molecular function: sulfuric ester hydrolase activity.